AUGAGAAUAUUGAUGGUGGGUCUCGACGCAGCUGGUAAAACUACAAUUCUGUAUAAACUAAAAUUAGGUGAAAUCGUUACAACGAUUCCAACUAUUGGAUUCAAUGUUGAAACUGUAGAGUACAAAAACAUCAGUUUCACUGUAUGGGAUGUUGGUGGCCAGGACAAAAUCAGGCCGUUGUGGAGGCACUACUUCCAGAACACACAGGGUCUCAUCUUUGUAGUAGACAGUAAUGACCGUGAGCGUAUUGGAGAGGCUCGGGAAGAACUCAUGAGGAUGUUAAGUGAAGAUGAGUUAAGAGAUGCUGUACUCCUGAUUUUCGCAAACAAACAGGACCUGCCGAACGCGAUGAACGCGGCCGAGAUCACGGACAAGCUGGGCCUGCACUCACUGCGCAACCGCAACUGGUACAUCCAGGCGACGUGCGCCACCUCUGGCGACGGGCUAUACGAGGGGCUCGAUUGGCUCUCCAACCAGUUGAAGAACGCCAACCGC
Molecule: messenger RNA, 495 nt
Organism: Iphiclides podalirius (scarce swallowtail)
Lineage: Eukaryota; Metazoa; Arthropoda; Insecta; Lepidoptera; Papilionidae
Source: the annotation of a GenBank genome assembly